Mastomys coucha (southern multimammate mouse) is the source of this 1889-nucleotide messenger RNA. RefSeq names its product homeobox and leucine zipper encoding (gene Homez). Gene Ontology annotation, biological process: regulation of transcription by RNA polymerase II. Gene Ontology annotation, molecular function: DNA binding; DNA-binding transcription factor activity, RNA polymerase II-specific. Bases 192 to 1778 code for a protein of 528 amino acids. Gene Ontology annotation, cellular component: nucleus. Lineage: Eukaryota; Metazoa; Chordata; Mammalia; Rodentia; Muridae. The record is from RefSeq and is a predicted model, not a curated record. The transcript is spliced from 3 exons.
GUUUCAGGGGCGGGGGGCAGCGGCGGUCCAGGGUUUCGCGUGGUGCCAGGAGUCGGGCGUGCCGCAGCCCCUCUCCCUCUUGGAUCCCCUGUCCUCUUCCCCCUUCCCGCCCCGGCCCGCGGUGCGAGGCUGGGAGCCGCCGCCCGGGGCCACGCCGUGCUGUCUCUGAAGGGUACAAACCAGAGCACGACAUGAGUCCUAAUAAAGAUGCCAGCAGUCUCAACAGCUCAGCAGUGGGACUUGUUUGUCUCCCGCCAGUCUCGGAGGAGCUACAGCUUGUGUGGACUCAAGCCACCCAAACCAGUGAGCUGGAUGGAAAUGAGCACCUGCUACAAGCCUUCAGCUACUUCCCCUAUCCAAGCCUGGCAGAUAUUGCUCUCCUCUGCCUGCGGCAUGGGCUGCAGAUGGAAAAGGUAAAGACCUGGUUCAUGGCCCAACGUCUCCGCUGUGGCAUUAGCUGGUCAUCUGAAGAGAUAGAAGAGACUCGAGCCAGAGUGGUGUACCACCGAGAUCAACUCCUUUUCAAGUGUCUUCUCUCUUUCACACACCAGACAGUGAGGCCCCCACAGGAGAUGCCUCCAGUCCCCGCUCCAGGGCAGGUUGCUCUUGGACUGAGUCCUCUGGCGCUUAGUGAGCCCACUCAUAUGAAAGGAUUGAAGGUUGAGCCUGAGGAGCCCUCUCAGGUAUCACAGCUGCCAUUGAAUCAUCAGAAAGUUAAGGAGCCCUUGGUGAUGGGCAGCAGAACAUUCUCCUACCAGUCAGAUGGUCAGGAUCUUCAGAUCAGUGGCCUCUCUAAAGAGCAGGCUAGCAGGCAUCCCAACCAGUCAUGUGGUGGAAAGACUGCUUCUCGGAAUCACUCCACAGCUGUCCAUCAGCCAGAUAACCCCCCACUGAUCUCAUUACUUGAUAAAAGUUGUAAGGAGGAAUCCGAACCUAGUGGAACACCUCCAUCUUCCUCUACCUCUUCUCCCUCUUUCCAGGUAUUGGCUAAUGGAACCACUGCCACCCCUAAACCCCUCCAGCCUUUGGGUUGUAUCUCACAGUCAUUCUCACCUAGUGAGAAGGCACUGUCUCCACAAGUAGAACCACUCUGGCCCCAAAGGCUACGGAAUAACUCAGUAUCAAGUAGGGUUGGCCCCACAGAAUACCUUUCCCCAGACAUGCAACACCAGCGAAAGACUAAGCGUAAAACCAAAGAACAGUUGGCCAUCCUCAAAUCCUUUUUCCUACAGUGCCAAUGGGCACGACGAGAAGAUUACCAUAAAUUAGAACAGAUCACUGGUUUACCUCGCCCUGAGAUUAUUCAGUGGUUUGGUGACACACGAUAUGCCUUGAAGCAUGGACAGCUAAAAUGGUUUCGGGACAAUGCAGUAAUUGGUACCCCUAGUUUUCAAGAUCCAGCCAUUCCCACACCAUCAACUCAUUCCUUGAAAGAAUGGGCCAAGACACCACCUCUACCAGCCCCACCACCCCCACCAGAUAUACGACCUUUGGAGAAGUACUGGGCAGCCCACCAGCAGCUGCAGGAAGCUGAUAUCCUUAAGCUGAGUCAGGCAUCAAGACUAAGUACUCAGCAAGUGUUGGACUGGUUUGACUCUCGAUUGCCUAAGCCAGCAGAAGUGGUAGUUUGUCUAGAUGAAGAGGAACAGGAGGAGGAGGAUGAAGAACUGCCAGAAGAUGGUGAGGAAGAAGAGGAGGAGGAGGAGGAAGAUGAUGAUGAUGAUGAUGAUGAUGAUCUGUCUUGUGGACAGAAGGACCAUGGUCUUCUAACUCAAUGAUGUUCUAGAACUGAGAAUCACUGGUAACAAUUGGUUAGUCAUAUGAAAAUAGAGUGUAAGACCCAAACUGAUAAUUAAAAAGGCCAAAAAUAAAAUUGUUUCUCUUCUCCA